UCCCAGUUCAAAGAUGGCAGCCAUGGGACAGAGACGAGAGACGACACAAAUUUAGGACUUUUGUCAUGAAACAAAACUGGGUUGCGGAGCUGAUACCGCUAUUGUUUUGACAUAACAGUGAAUUAAACUGUCACCGCCAAUGUGUCGUCGUAGGAAUAGUUUAAAAGGGUUCAGAAAUAUGUUUUCCUGUGGGCUAAGCUAGCAAGCAGAGGUUAGCAAAUAAAUGAACUUGUCUCUUCUGCCACACAAGAAGGAAGCAGUUGCCUUUCAUACAGUCUAUUGGCAUCUUAUAAGCUCAAUUUCAUCAUGGCCAUCUCUCAGUUCCGUCUUUUUAAGAUCUGCACAUGCCUAGCCAGCUUUCUUUCUUUCUUUAAAAGGUUAAUAUGCAGGACUGGAAGGGGCCGCAAACUCAGUGGUGAUCAAAUAACUCUCCCAACAACAGUGGAUUUUUCAUCAUCUGUACCAAAACAGCCAGAGAUUGAGGAAUGGAGCUCUUGGGAUGAAGAGGCUCCUACAAGUAUUAAGAUUGAAGGUGGCAACGGCAAUGUCUCCCCUCCACCCAACGAUGUAGAUGAAGAGCCGGACUACUUCAAAGACAUGGCUCCCACCAUCAGAAAAACACAGAAGAUUGUGUUGAAGAAAAGGGAACCUUUGAACUAUCUGGUGCCUGAUGGCUCAGCAGGCUUCUCCAGCAGGUUGGCAGCCUCUCAGGAUAUGAUGACUUUCAUUCCCCCCUCAGCUGAACUGGGUGAAAUGGACACCUGGCAGGAGGACACAAAUGCCUGGGAGGAUGAGUCUGAUGCUGCCUGGGAGGCAGAGGAGGUGCUCAGACAACAGAAGAUGGCUGAGAGAGAGAAGCGCUUCAUGGAGCAGCAGAGGAAAAAGAUGGAGAAAGAAGCUCAGAGAAUGAUGAAGAAGGAGCAGAAAAUUGCCGUCAAGCUCUCAUAACAUUUUAAAGAGGCUCACUUUUGAGGAACAGGAAUUGGGGGUGGGGGAGGGGCAAAGAUGCUAGCUCUGUCUUUAAAGUCACCAAACCUACCAGGAUUCUUACUGUACACUACUCACAUGUUAGCAGAUUGUCCUCCUCCUUUUUUCCACCAGCAGCAUUUUAGUGUGUUUUCCAUCUGCAGCGGCAUAAAACAUGGCAAUGUUGAGGGCAGCGGGUAUUCUCACUCUUCAUGUGGCAGGGUCAUUUUGGUCUUUAAGGGAGAUUUUGUUUAUACCAUCCAGAUCAUUUUAGGUUAAAGGUCAGAAGUAGCUUUCUGAGAUUAUGAUUAAAUCUGCUGGAAAAUCUUCCAUUUUGGAUUUUCCAGGAACAUUUGUAAAUAAACCGGUACUUGUACUACCUGUUGAAACAUACACAGGGAGUACAUUUCUCUCUUUUUUUGUAAUUUUUACAACCUCAAAAGGCAAGGACGUCUAAUUUAUUUUAUGCAUCAUUGAAUACCAGUGAAAUCCCUUGGUUUGCUUGAUUUUUUAUUUUUUUUUUAAAUAUUUAUGUCUUUGUCUGACAACUGAUCUGUUCGCUGUUUCUUUUCUUUUCUUUUUUUUUUUUUAAUGAAUGAUGCUUUUAUAUUUCACAUUAUCUCCCUGUGCUGUAUGGCCCUUAUUUCGCUGGAAAUCUGCAUUAAAAUGAAGGCUGGAAA
Molecule: messenger RNA, 1646 nt
Organism: Haplochromis burtoni (Burton's mouthbrooder)
Lineage: Eukaryota; Metazoa; Chordata; Actinopteri; Cichliformes; Cichlidae
Gene: ebag9
Product: estrogen receptor binding site associated antigen 9
Exons: 7
Coding region: 307-948 (213 amino acids)
Cellular component (GO): secretory granule
Source: RefSeq, a predicted model, not a curated record